This is a messenger RNA of Vitis riparia (riverbank grape), 3313 nucleotides long. Its product is annotated as receptor-like protein EIX2. Gene Ontology annotation, molecular function: protein binding. The transcript has 3 exons. The record is from RefSeq and is a predicted model, not a curated record. Bases 39 to 3035 code for a protein of 998 amino acids. NCBI's taxonomy places the organism in Eukaryota, Viridiplantae, Streptophyta, Magnoliopsida, Vitales, Vitaceae.
UCGUUGUUAUUCCACAGUAUCCUUGCUUUGUGUUGAACAUGGGUGGAAGUCUCUUUCAACAUUUUCUUGGUACUUUUCUGCUUUUGCUGUGUUUCAAAGCUGGGUUGGGAUCCAGUUUCAUGCUGGGUGAUGCUAAAGUGGGGUGCAUGGAGAGGGAGAGGCAAACUCUCCUUCACUUCAAACAAGGUGUUGUUGAUCAUUUUGGAACGCUUUCUUCCUGGGGUAAUGGGGAAGACGAAACAGAUUGUUGCAAAUGGAGAGGAGUGGAGUGUGACAACCAGACGGGUCAUGUGAUCAUGCUUGAUCUUCAUGGAACGGGUCAAGAUGGAAUGGGUGAUUUCCAAAUUUUGGGAGGUAGAAUAUCUCAGCUUGGUCCUUCAUUGUCAGAGUUGCAGCACUUGAAGCAUUUGAACCUUAGCUUCAACCUGUUUGAAGGAGUUCUUCCCACUCAACUCGGAAAUCUUUCCAACUUGCAAUCCCUUGAUCUCAGUGAUAAUUUUGAAAUGAGCUGUGAGAACCUUGAGUGGCUUUCUCACCUUCCUUCGUUAACACACCUUGACUUGAGUGGGGUUGAUCUUAGUAAAGCAAUCCAUUGGCCACAAGCAAUUAAUAAAAUGUCUUCUUCCCUAACUGAGUUAUACUUGAGCUUUACUAAGCUUCCUUGGAUUAUUCCAACAAUAUCCAUUUCCCAUACUAAUUCUUCUACUUCUCUUGCUGUGCUUGAUCUCUCCUUGAAUGGUCUCACUUCUUCAAUAAACCCAUGGUUGUUCUACUUUAGUAGCAGCCUUGUUCAUCUUGACCUCUUUGGUAAUGAUCUAAAUGGUUCAAUUCUAGAUGCUCUUGGAAACAUGACCAAUCUGGCAUAUCUCGAUCUCUCUUUGAAUCAACUUGAAGGUGAGAUUCCAAAGUCCUUUAGUAUCAGCCUUGCUCAUUUGGAUCUUUCUUGGAACCAGCUGCAUGGUUCAAUUCCGGAUGCUUUUGGAAACAUGACUACUCUUGCAUAUCUUGACCUGUCUUCUAAUCAUCUAAAUGGAUCAAUUCCGGAUGCUUUGGGAAACAUGACUGCUCUGGCACAUCUUUAUCUCUCUGCGAAUCAACUUGAAGGUGAGAUUCCGAAAUCCUUGAGAGAUUUAUGUAAUUUACAAAUAUUAUUAUUGUCUCAGAACAAUCUCUCUGGACCGCUGGAAAAAGAUUUUCUGGCCUGCUCCAAUAACACAUUAGAGAGUUUAUAUUUAUCUGAAAAUCAAUUCAAAGGGUCAUUUCCCGAUCUUUCUGGAUUUUCACAGUUGAGAGAAUUAUAUCUUGGAUUCAAUCAACUAAAUGGAACUUUACCUGAAAGUAUUGGACAACUAGCUCAACUUCAAGGGUUGAACAUUCGUUCAAAUUCCUUGCAAGGAACUGUGUCGGAAAAUCACCUUUUUGGUCUCUCCAAACUGUGGAAUUUGGACUUGUCAUUCAACUCCCUAACAGUCAACAUAAGCCUUGAGCAAGUUCCCCAGUUUCAAGCCCAAGAAAUAAAGUUGGCCUCUUGCAAAUUAGGCCCGCGUUUUCCUGAUUGGCUUCAAACUCAAAAACGUUUGCAGGAACUUGAUAUCUCUGCUUCUGGAAUUUCAGAUGUCAUUCCCAAUUGGUUUUGGAAUUUAACUUCAAAUUUAGUUUGGUUAAACAUUUCCAACAAUCACAUCUCAGGCACUUUGCCCAAUUUACAAGCAACUCCUUCUUUGGGAAUGGAUAUGAGUUCAAAUUGCUUGAAAGGUUCGAUACCACAAUCUGUUUUCAAUGGUCAGUGGUUGGAUCUCUCUAAGAACAUGUUUUCAGGCUCAGUUUCUUUAUCGUGUGGGACUACUAAUCAGUCUAGUUGGGGUUUGCUCCAUGUUGAUCUCUCAAAUAAUCAACUAUCAGGAGAACUACCCAAAUGUUGGGAGCAGUGGAAAUAUUUAAUUGUUCUUAAUUUGGCAAAUAAUAAUUUUUCUGGGAAAAUUAAAAAUUCGAUUGGCAUGUUAUAUCAGAUGCAAACAUUGCAUUUACGUAAUAAUAGUUUAACUGGAGCACUGCCUUUGUCCUUAAAGAAUUGCAGAGAUUUGCGUCUUAUAGAUUUGGGAAAAAAUAAAUUGUCAGGAAAAAUGCCCGCAUGGAUAGGAGGAAGCCUAUCAGAUUUGAUCGUUGUCAACCUAAGAUCCAAUGAAUUUAAUGGAAGCAUACCUUUAAAUCUUUGUCAAUUGAAAAAGGUUCAAAUGUUGGACCUUUCAAGCAACAAUCUAUCUGGAAUUAUACCAAAAUGUCUCAACAAUUUAACUGCCAUGGGUCAAAAUGGGAGUUUGGUCAUUGCUUAUGAAGAAAGAUUGUUUGUUUUUGAUUCAUCAAUAUCCUAUAUUGACAAUACAGUGGUUCAAUGGAAAGGAAAAGAACUAGAGUAUAAGAAAACUCUUGGACUUGUAAAGAGCAUUGAUUUUUCGAAUAACAAGUUAAAUGGAGAAAUUCCGAUAGAAGUAACUGAUUUGGUAGAAUUGGUGUCAUUGAACUUAUCAAGAAACAAUUUGAUUGGAUCUAUCCCUUUGAUGAUUGGUCAAUUGAAAUCAUUGGAUUUUCUUGAUCUAUCACAAAAUCAGCUUCAUGGUGGAAUCCCUGUCAGUCUUUCUCAAAUAGCAGGUCUAAGUGUUUUAGACCUAUCAGAUAACAUCCUAUCAGGUAAAAUUCCAUCAGGCACUCAAUUGCAAAGUUUUAAUGCUUCCACAUACGAUGGAAAUCCAGGACUUUGUGGGCCACCACUUUUGAAAAAAUGUCAAGAAGACGAAACUAAGGAAGUCUCCUUCACUAGUCUUAUUAAUGAAAAGGAUAUUCAAGAUGAUACAAAUGAUAUAUGGUUUUAUGGAAAUAUUGUUCUUGGAUUCAUCAUUGGAUUUUGGGGAGUUUGCGGCACUUUAUUACUCAACCGUUCAUGGAGAUAUUUCUAUUUCCAGACCUUGAACAAGAUAAAAGACUGGUUGCACAUGACAACAACAACAAAUAUAAAUAGACUACGGAGGAGUUUCUAAAGCUAAAUGAACUUCAAUUGGGUAGCAUGUCAAGGAUGAGCAGGUGAUACAUGCUUGUGAGUAAUGGGUUUACUCGGUGUGGGACAGCCUGAAUGUAAGAGCAUUUGUGUCUAUUGCACUUGUCAUCUUAUAAAUAACUUUGACAUGUAUUAAGUUUGUUUAUUUUAUAGUUGGUGUGGCUUAAGUUUCUUAUGUAAUGCUCUGUUAAAACCUUUUCAAGUAUAUUAUUUUCAUUAUAUCAUAUGUAAGUCUUGGUAUUUUGGUGCUCUAUAAUUGAU